Messenger RNA from Lathyrus sativus (Indian pea), 1593 nucleotides. The record is from the annotation of a GenBank genome assembly. NCBI's taxonomy places the organism in Eukaryota, Viridiplantae, Streptophyta, Magnoliopsida, Fabales, Fabaceae.
AUGAAUCACUGUGUUCCAGAUUUCGAUAUUCAAAUCGACGACGAAGAAGAAAACCCUGUGCUUCUCUCAAAGAAACCUUCCGCUGCGCGAAACAAUGAGAUCAUGGAACUGUUAUGGCAAAACGGUUCAGUUGUGAUGCAUAACCAAAGCCACCGCCAAUCUAAAAAACCGCCAUCGCCGGUAACUAACACCGGCAAUCAAGUGAUUCCUGAUCAUAGAGAGAUUCGAUCCUCCGAUGCAGAAAACUUCAAUAUUAAUCAACACUUGUUCAUGCAAGAAGAUGAAAUGGCAUCGUGGCUUUUCGAUUCAAUCAAUGAAGAUCCUCCUAUCAUCAACACUGAAACACUUUUUCAUCCAUCCACCGGUGUUAUACCAGGUUCUUCUCUACUUCAGUCUGAGCAGUUACUUCCGCAACCGAUACCAUCGGCUUCUCGGCCUCCGAUUCAUCCCGCGAGGAAGGAGGAUCAAGUGCUGAAUAGAAAGCAUAAUAAUUUCACAUAUUUUGCUAACCAUAGCAAUGCUAGUAUAGAACCAAGUAUCUCUUCAAGCUCAAUGAUUCCUGCUAGACAAGAAACCACGAUGGUGGAUUCAUGCGAUACACCGAUUAUUACGGAGAUGACUAACACAGCUUCAAAGCUUUCUGAAACAAUCAAGAGCACCGCGUAUACAGAAUGCGUGAGUGUUAGCACUGCCGGAAAAGCGGCGGCAUAUACUGGAUGUGGUACUAUAAGCCAGGUUGGAAAAGCUGCAACUGCAACGACUAAAGGAGUGAAAGAGACUUCAAAGUUAGAUAUUACAAUGACGUCAUCGCAUGAUUGUUCAAGUGGAAGUGUUGAUCCGAUUCAGAGAAAACUGGAGUUAGAACGAAAGAGGAAAGGUCGUGUAUCAGACAAAUCCGAAUUACAGAGGCAGGAAGGAAAAAAACAAGUUCGUGGAUCUACAUCUACAAAGAGAUCCCGUGCUGCAGAGGUUCAUAAUCUCUCAGAGAGGAAGCGUCGAGAUAGAAUUAACGAAAAAAUGAAAGCUCUGCAAGAACUUAUACCCCGGUGCAACAAGUCCGACAAAGCUUCAAUGUUGGAUGAAGCAAUCGAAUACUUGAAGUCAUUGCAGUUACAAGUGCAGAUGAUGUCCAUGGGAUGCGGCAUGGUACCGAUGAUGUUUCCAGGAAUGCAGCAGUAUAUGCCAACGAUGGGGAUGAGAAUGGGCAUGGGGAUGGGAAUGAGUUUAGGGAUGGAAAUGGGAAUGAACAGACCAGUGAUGUCCUUUCCUAAUAUCUUACCUAGUUCACCUUUGCCACCAACAACAACAACAGUAGCUACUCCAUAUGGCUCAAGAUUCCCUGUGCCUCCUUUUCAUAUGCCUCAGCCUCAUGUUCCUACAGUACCUGAAUCAUCAGAUAAUCCCCUUAACUCCCUCGGUACUCUGCUUCCAGAUCAAUCACGCAUCCCAAACACAAACUUCGCUGAUCCUUAUCAGCAAUUCCUCGGUCCCCACCAGUUGCAGCAAUUAAUACAGGGAAUGAACCAACAAAAUGUCAACAGGCCAGGUAACAGUGGGGGCCAGGGUAAUUCAGAAAAGCAUCAGGCAGGAUAG